GUUGUUUUGACUUAUUUACAUAACCUUAUAAUAUAUAGAUUUAUGUUUUUCUGAAUCUAUUGUUGGCUAGAUGAACUAAAUAUUUAAUAAAAAUGAAGGCAUUAAUUCAAAGAGUUAUGAACGCUAACGUCACUGUUAAUAGCGAACCUAUCAGCAGUAUUGGACAAGGACUAUGUGUCCUUAUAGGAAUUUGUAAUGGUGACACUGUGAAGGAUAUGGAAUACAUUGUAAGAAAAAUCUUAAGCAUAAAGAUUUUUGAUGAUGAAUCAAAUAAAAGAUGGAAGAAAAAUGUUGUAGAAAAACAAUUUGAAGUGCUGUGUGUCAGUCAGUUUACCUUAUACAAUACUUGGAAGGGAACAAAACCUGAUUUCCACCAUGCGAUGCCUGGAGAAAAGUCUAAGGAAUUCUACAUGAAGUUCUUGGAAAUGUUGAGGGACCAGUAUCAGCCAGAAAAAAUCAAAGAUGGAGAAUUCGGCGCCUACAUGCAAGUGUCCAUACAAAACGACGGGCCGGUGACCUUUACAAUAGAAUCUCCUUCAAAAGAGCAAGAUAAAACGUCCAAAGGAGAUGAAAAGGAAACUUAGUUAUAACUUAUUG
Molecule: messenger RNA, 597 nt
Organism: Amyelois transitella
Lineage: Eukaryota; Metazoa; Arthropoda; Insecta; Lepidoptera; Pyralidae
Gene: Dtd
Product: D-aminoacyl-tRNA deacylase 1
Exons: 5
Coding region: 93-584 (163 amino acids)
Biological process (GO): tRNA metabolic process
Cellular component (GO): cytoplasm
Molecular function (GO): D-tyrosyl-tRNA(Tyr) deacylase activity
Source: RefSeq, a predicted model, not a curated record